GGCCAUGGUCGGUCACCUGCAGGUACACGGUCAACCUUAAUGAGAUAUUCGAAUUCCACUUCCUUUGCCAGCCCGUACACAGCAUCUCUCGCACCAAUAUAUUGUCCCAUUCCUCAUAAUCUACUGCAUAGCUUAAGAUAGGGGCAAUGGCGAACACCGAAGCGCCGUCUCGCAACACCCACGACGAAUCACAUACCUAUGCCGAGGUAACCAAGCAACCUCUGAACAAUGCCGAUUCCAACUUCACUGAAAUAGAAACAAUCCCGCCCAUACAAGCUAACGGCAAGCCACUGUCGAAGUCUGGAACUACUACACCUUCAGAUACCUUCGAGGGUACUGGUCAAGAUAUCUCGUCUCACAGCCCGAGCCGUAGACAAUUUGCCCACAAACGACAAGGCUCCAUACCAAAGCAGAACGGUCCAAAAAAGGCCCGCAACAACAAUGAUGACCAUGUAGUCUUUGAAGAGCUCGGUACAAACGGUGGCAAACUCACAAGUGUCAAACCUUCGAACGAGUACGAAAGACAGCUACAUCAAGACAAGAAAGAAGAAAAGCCUUCCGAUGGCCCGGAACUUGUCAGUGGGAGACAAGCGGGUCAAGGCUGGGCAAGGAGCAAAAUCAGAUUUGCCCCUCUAAAUGUUCCACUGCAGAGACGUCUCCAAACGCUGAUCGUUCUCAUGCACACUCUUAGUAUUGUCGGGCUCGUAGCACUGUUCUUCUUACUAUGUACUAUACCGCUUCUGUGGCCCAUACUUCUUCCAUACCUCAUCUAUGUCUUAUUCUCUAAGGCCGCCACAUCCGGGGAGCUCUUACAACGUAGCGACAGAGCGCGAAGACUGUCAAUCUGGUCACUUUUUGCCUCUUACUUCCCAGCUCGGUUACAUAGACUCGAAGAGCUCCCUCCUACCAGAAAGUACAUCUUUGGCUACCAUCCUCAUGGUAUUAUCUCGCAUGGGGCGUUUGCUGCAUUUGCAACCGAAGCUUUAGGAUUCUCUCAACUGUUUCCCGGGAUCACCAAUUCACUCCUCACGUUAGACUCGAACUUCAGAUUACCGUUGUAUCGGGAAUACGCACUUCGUUUAGGCCUCGCCUCUGUGUCUAGGGAAUCCUGCGAGAACCUUCUCACGAAGGGAGGCCCUAACAAAGAGGGUAUGGGUAGAGCUAUCACAGUCGUGAUUGGAGGAGCGCGUGAAUCACUCGAGGCGAUGCCUAAUACUAUGAAGCUUGUACUCGCUCGCAGGAAAGGCUUCGUCAAGAUCGCCAUUCGCACAGGUGCAGACUUAGUGCCUGUCAUUGGAUUCGGCGAGAAUGAUCUAUAUGAUCAAUUCGACGCCAAUAUUCAUCCCUGGGUUCAUAAACUGCAGCUUCUGGUCAAAAAGAUCGCAGGUUUUACGAUCCCGCUGUUCCAUGCCCGCGGCGUGUUCAACUACGAUGUCGGCAUGAUGCCAUAUCGGAGACCUCUGAACAUUGUUGUUGGUCGGCCGGUCAAAGUCAUGGCUCAGGAGAAGCCAGAUCCUGAGUAUGUCGAUCAGGUGCACGACCAAUACGUAACUGAAUUGAAAAAUAUGUGGGAGGAUUGGAAAGACACAUUUGCCAAAGGCAGGACGGGCGACUUGGAAAUUGUAGACUAAUUCUCCAAAGUGAGUCAAUAUAGUCAUCAUCUACAUUUUCCUCGUCACAAUGAGGCGUUACUGCUCGCAUUCACGACAUUUGCCAUAUGAGUUUUAAGUUUGGCAUAGGGUCGAUCUAUAACCACCCUCUUACCUCUGCAUUAUAGGGUUUGCCUCAAAUAUCAGAACAGUUCUGAAGAUGAAUCUACAGGCACGACAUCUCUUCUACUGUCCAUUGUGCAAAUAUAUAUAACAUACUUAGGAAGAGGAAGCUUUCAGCCAGCUUCUCUUCAUCAUUGUGUAUCGAUCCCGAGCAGCAUACAUAUCGCUAUUAAUGUAAACUCCAUGUUGGAUCACCCUCGUGGCGAGAAUCAGCAUGGUUACAUCACUGUACAAGCAUGUGUAUGUGUAUGGUGU
Pseudovirgaria hyperparasitica is the source of this 2027-nucleotide messenger RNA. RefSeq names its product DAGAT-domain-containing protein. Bases 147 to 1631 code for a protein of 494 amino acids. NCBI's taxonomy places the organism in Eukaryota, Fungi, Ascomycota, Dothideomycetes, Acrospermales, Acrospermaceae. The transcript is spliced from 2 exons. Gene Ontology annotation, cellular component: endoplasmic reticulum membrane. The record is from RefSeq and is a predicted model, not a curated record. Gene Ontology annotation, molecular function: diacylglycerol O-acyltransferase activity. Gene Ontology annotation, biological process: triglyceride biosynthetic process.